Messenger RNA from Symbiodinium sp. CCMP2456, 1683 nucleotides. The record is from the annotation of a GenBank genome assembly. Lineage: Eukaryota; Dinophyceae; Suessiales; Symbiodiniaceae.
AUGGAAGCGAAGGAGACGGAGAAGGCGAAGGCGAAGAACCUGUGCCACCAGAUGGAGAUUUGGAAGCAGCUCAUCGACACGGAGAUGAAGACGGCCGCGAACUGGGAAGGGCAAUGGGGAUUCCUCAAGGGCCAAGUGCCGGCCGUGCCUGCCGGAGCUGAGGGUGCGGGCGAGUCGCGCAAGGUGACCCGCUCCUCUUCGACGCCAAGCCUUCCGAAGGAUAAGGCCAUGGAGUACUUCACCGGCACCCGGGCCCGGGCCAAGUUGGACCGUGCCGAGGCCUUGAUGCAGCGCAAGACGCUCACGCCGCAGGAGCGCUACAGUUCCAUGAGAAUCACCAGCCACGAGAUUGGCUGGCGGCCUUCCAUCGAGAGGCCCAAGCGGCGCGGGGCUGAGGUACCUUGGGGCCGCUUUGCCUCUGCGCAGCCAUCGGAACACCUCUACCUCCUUGCUGACCUACCCGUCUUCCUGCACCUCGCCCUGUUCCGCGAGUACGGUGUCUUCGGAGCACCAGGUGACUGGCGCUUGGUGGCGGCAAAGAGCCUUGGUGGAGUCAGCCAAAUUUCACUACUCGCCGGGAGGUCCUCAGCUCUAGCGGACUGUAUGGACUGUGGUGAAGGUUGGCGCACCAUGGCAGGCGAAGCGGUGAAUCUUGCCAGAGCAUCAGAGUUGCAUCCCGCCGCUGGAUUCCAGGGUGGGCCACCGCAGUACCUGCAGGGCGCAGCUCGAGGGCCAUCUGGAGGGCCACCACCUCUCCGACCCCUUGUUGCUCCAGGUGUUGGCGGCGGCGGUCCCGUUGGGCCUGGGCUCUUGGGCCUCGGCGCGCCCUCGGGCCCCGGGCGCGUGCUCCCGGGACCGCCACCAGUUCCAGGCCCUCCACCGAUGCAAGGCCUCCGACCAGGUCUGGGCCUGCAGCUCCCACCCGGCGUCACAGCUCCGGGCAGCUUUCUGGGCCUUGGCGCACCGGACUCUGGGAUCUCCCGAUCCCUGGAGCAGAUGCGCGCAGAGGUGAACAGGGUGGAGCAGGUCUGCAAGCAGCAUGCAGCAGAAGCCAAAGCCUAUGUCGGUGUGGUGGCUCGGUUGAUCAAAUCUUCCGCGGCUUUGAUUGGAGCUAUACAGGCGCAGGAGCUUCCGACGAAUGUCCAGAUCUUGAAGGACCAGCUUGGCAGCAUGAAGAUUGGUGACUCCGUCGUCUUCAAAGUUGCGCAGAAUCAAUUGGGCAUCCCUCAGGUUUCAUUUGCUCGCAAGUUGGAAGCGCUGACGCAGGAGCGGCAGAGGCUCAUGGAGGUGGAAGCACCGCUGCCGGCACCCGGCACACCGGAGUCCGAUGUAGAGUACCUGGGAUUCGUCACCAGCUUCCAGCCUGAACUGGGCUUUGGCUUCUUGAGCUGCGCACAGACGCGGCAGCUCUAUGGCCAAGAGGUGGUGAUCCACCGGGAUCAAUUCACCGACCUGAACGUGAGCGACGGCGUUCACUUCAAGGUGGCCCUGAAUGCCAAGCACCAGCCCAUCGCACGCAAAGUGCGCAAGGCCGGUGGCGACUCGCAGUCUCGAGUGCAGCCAGCAGCCGAGGGGCGCUCGGAGCGGUCGCGAUCCCGGAGUGCAUCCAUCUCGUCCCCACGGAGGAGCCGCAGCCGACGGCGCGACCGGGACCGCAGGCGAUCCGGCAGCCGAAGGAGGUGA